Messenger RNA from Haplochromis burtoni (Burton's mouthbrooder), 4647 nucleotides. It is a transcript of the gene cds2, whose product is annotated as CDP-diacylglycerol synthase (phosphatidate cytidylyltransferase) 2. The transcript has 13 exons. The coding region runs from base 142 to 1506 and encodes 454 amino acids. NCBI's taxonomy places the organism in Eukaryota, Metazoa, Chordata, Actinopteri, Cichliformes, Cichlidae. Gene Ontology annotation, molecular function: phosphatidate cytidylyltransferase activity. Gene Ontology annotation, cellular component: endoplasmic reticulum membrane. The record is from RefSeq and is a predicted model, not a curated record.
UCGUGAAUUGGGUGGAAAGUGUUGUUUGCAGAAAUUUAGCUAGGAGCUUAGCAGAGGAGGUGUCAGUCUCCAAAAAACAAAGAGGUUGUUUGUGGGAGCUGCAGGACCUUCGCUGUUGUCGUCAGGUCACGACCCGCUAAGAUGGCAGAGCUGAGGCACCGUGGACCCAAAGACAGCGACCCUUCGUUUCAGCAGCAGCCGUCAGAGGACAAGGGUUCGGACAAUGAACUGAAGGCAGAAAAAGAGGGGGUGUCAGACAGUGAGUCCAAAGUGGACUCUGGUGUCCCAGAGGUGCCGGUCCCUCCUGACGACACCCCUGAGGUUUUAAAUAAGGCGCUGUCUGGACUCUCUUCAAGAUGGAAGAACUGGUGGGUACGAGGGAUCCUAACACUAGCCAUGAUCUCCUUCUUCUUCUUCAUCAUCUACUUGGGCCCCAUGGUGCUUAUGAUGAUUGUCCUCUGUGUCCAGAUAAAAUGCUUCCAGGAAAUCAUUACCAUUGGUUACAGUGUGUACCACUCCUACGACCUGCCGUGGUUCAGGACAUUGAGCUGGUACUUCCUGCUGUGUGUGAACUACUUCUUCUAUGGUGAGACCGUGACAGAUUAUUUCUUCACACUGGUUCAGAGGGAGGAACCCCUUCGCAUCCUCAGCAAAUACCACCGCUUCAUCUCCUUCGCGCUCUACCUCACAGGUUUCUGUAUGUUUGUGCUGAGUUUGGUGAAGAAACAUUACCGCCUUCAGUUUUACAUGUUUGGUUGGACCCAUGUGACUCUCCUGAUUGUUGUGACCCAGUCUCACCUCAUCAUUCACAACCUGUUUGAGGGAAUGAUCUGGUUCAUUGUGCCCAUUUCUUGUGUGAUCUGUAAUGACAUCAUGGCCUACAUGUUUGGUUUCUUCUUUGGGCGAACCCCUCUUAUCAAGCUGUCGCCUAAGAAGACUUGGGAGGGCUUCAUCGGUGGAUUCUUCUCCACCAUAGUUUUUGGAAUCAUGCUCUCCUACGUCAUGGCUGGCUAUCGCUACUUUGUGUGUCCGGUGGAGUUCAACAACGAUUCCAACAGCUUCCAGGUGGAUUGUGAGCCAUCAGAGCUGUUUCAGCUCCAGGACUACUUCCUCCCCAGUAUGCUGGAGUCUGUCACUGGAUGGACCACAGUGCGCCUGUAUCCAUUCCAGAUCCACAGCAUUGCCCUCUCCUCCUUUGCCUCCAUCGUGGGACCCUUUGGUGGCUUCUUUGCUAGCGGCUUCAAGAGAGCUUUCAAAAUCAAGGAUUUUGCAAACACCAUCCCAGGUCACGGAGGCAUUAUGGACAGAUUUGACUGCCAGUACCUCAUGGCCACAUUUGUUAAUGUCUACAUUGCUAGCUUCAUUAGGGGCCCUAACCCCACCAAGGUGAUCCAGCAGCUCUUGGCCCUCCGUCCAGAUCAGCAGCUCUACAUCUUCAAUUCCCUGAAGGCCCACCUGACCGAGAAAGGCCUGCUGCCAGCGCUGGAGGAGGCCGCCGCAGCUUAGAGCCGCCAACAACCACAGCUGGCUCGCCCUAAGAGGAGGGGAGAGACGGGAAAGGAGGGCAGCGGCACCCAGGGAGCCCCGCGCACCCCUGGAGCUCUGGGAAGACUCAGUGCUUUUGCAUGAGCGAGAACACAUCCAAGAAAAACAAACCGAAAACCACAAAAUCGACAGCCUUGGGUCAUUCCAUUUCAUGUGGGUGUGGGAGUCAUGCUUGUCUGUGUUCCUACAGUCUGUGAAUCAUGUUUCUGACACCAGUGUUUUCAGGUUGAGUUUGUGAAUUACUGUACUUUUACACAUUUCCAUUACCAUCAACCUCUAUCUAGUUACACUGUUAAACAAAAUGUUGGUUUGCUGUACAUUUCUACCUGUACACACAAUAUCCUCUAUAUAUACCUUAUUAUUAAUGUGUGUUGAUAUUUUAUUGUUCUUUUUUAUUAUUUCAAUGCACUGCUCUCAGCGCUGUUACUCACUGUAUUCUUACUCUACUGCACCCUCCCUCUAAUUUAAGGGUAAUUUUCUUUAUUGUGAGUUUUUCUAUUUAUAAAUAGAUGUUUUUAUAUUUGGUAUGGUUCUAUUAUAUCUUAAUGUCUUUUUUUUCUUUCUUUCUUUUUUUUAAAAGUCAGGCUAAAUUCACCAUCGCCAUCUACCAUGUACAUUUUUUGUCUUUGUUUUUUUCUGCCAUUCAUCAAAGCCUCUCAUGCUUGGCCAAAUCUUUAAGACGUUAUUGUGCCGAAAUCAAAGGUGAAUGACUAAAUUAGACUUGAAGGGGACCUCUAAUGCUUUGUUCCAGCUCUUGGAUGGUAGCUUUAUGUGAUUCACAAUUCCUUAUAUAUCCUACCCCGGGCCUUGCUGCAGCUCCUCAGUUCAUCCUCGGAAACGAGUUGUUUCAGCUUCCUUCCCUUUUAAACUUUGUUCUGAUUGGCUGCUGCGCAUAAACAGACUUUUUAAUCACACUGAGCCAAGAAUGGGGGGGGGAAGCUUUCUAAAGCCAGACAACUCCCAGAGAUUGCACAUGCACUGACCUCAUGUUUGAAAGGUUAGCCAUGGUUAUUAAUGUAUGUAUGUAAGUGAGUGAGUGAGGGAGGACAGGUCCACUUUAGGUCCAUCAAGUCUUUGAGUUCAACUAUUGGUGGUUUUGUGUUUACGGAGCAUAAAAGCUACGUUAUCAUCUUAUUGCUGUUCAGCAGAAAUGAUGUCACAAAUAGAGCUGGCUAUGUUUGUUUUACAUGUUUUGUUUUUUGUGGUCCGUUGCUUGUUGACUGUAAGGUACAGAGGGAUCGUUUCAUUAUGGCUACUCCCUCUGACAGCUGGAAUGUGUAACUAUGCCACAGUUAGGGUUUCUACACUGCCACCAGCUGCUUGUGCGUGCUGUGAUGUCACUGUUUUUCACCGCUUGAGCGCAGCACAAACGGCAUAUCGAUACUGACUGAUCAACUUGAUUUAUUUGUGGCCUGUUGCCAUCUCAUUGGGUGAAACUUUGGCCAAUACAAUCCGUUAUUGUGUACGUAUUGCAGUUCAUUCCCUUUUCCAGUGGCGGCUUUUUUAAUUUUUGCCACUUUCAAGUGUGUUUGUGUGUAUUGGAUUUAACGAUAAAAUAUAAAAGCUGGGACUUCAUUAAAGCUGGCUUCUUUUCUGAUUUCACACACAAUCUGGGGAUGUUUAAGGGCCACCACAUUGUUUUUAUUAAACCUGCCACACACUGACUCGUGCUCUUGAUCAUUUCAUAAUCUGCAGACAGAUUUUGGUGGAAUAAAGUGGGCCUUUGAGUCAGGGAUACGCUGCUAAGAUGCAUUGUGGGAAUUGUCUGGCUGUUUCAUCCUCGGCUUUUCCACUUUUUCUUCCACUGUGCUGGGUUAUUAAAGUUCACAGACAGAUGGAAAAUUAAUCCACUCAGAUUACCGGUGAUUGUUCAGGUGAGAAGCCCUGUAGACAAAAGACUUGGAUGGUGUUUGCACACAUUCAUUGUUUUGUUUCAUGUCUACUCAUAGGACAAAACAGCAAUAUGAACAUUCAUGCAGUAGUCAGUGUAGCAGGGAUAUGAUCAUGGAGAGUAAGAAACGCAUACUAUUUAUAUUAUUUAUAUAUAAAUAUAUAUUUAUGUUGUCUGUGUGACAGCAUGUCUCUAUGCUAGCCAUACAAAUCAGCUGAUACAGUAAACGACUGCUUUAUUUCACCUUAAAUUUCCUCUGAACUGAUACUCUUCCCCCCCCCAAGAAAAAGUUAUAUUUUUAAGCAAUGCACUUUAUUGCUACCCAGAUCUAGAUUGCGGCAAUCAAUUUAUAAAAGGGUCCCCCUUUUUUCCCAUAGGAGCCGUUGUGUAAACCCAGGCAUGGCUUUAUGUGUUGUCAUUCCAUUCAUGAUUUCUGUGCUGCAUCCAGCUACUCCGUCUUUCUGAAGAUGUUUUAUUUAAGCAAACCGUUUUGAAAGUUACUAUAUUAUACAUUUAUUAAGAGGCUGUUUAGGAAGACUAUUUUGAGUGUUCUUUAGUAUUUUUCUUAGAGUAAUAUUGAAAGUAUUAUUAUUAUUAUUAUUGCCAUAUAGGAAAAAGUGCAGAAAUGACAGAAAGGUGUUUUCUUGCUGUGGCUUUAUUAGUACAUUUGGGUGUUUUUAUUUAACCUUUUCCCUGAUAGCCGUUGUAUGUUCACUUCUGCGUGGAGUGUGACUUGAAUCAGUGUGGAAACUCAUUCUAGUAGGUUCCAGGUAGCUAGUGUCUCAGCAGAAAUAGAUAUCUUGUGAUUUUUGUUGGGUUUUUUUGUUUGUUUUUUUGAGCCUCACUAUCUCGUUGGCCUUCGACAGUUUUUAAGCCUGCAGCUCUGUACUGCCAUUUCACUGCCUGGUGUUGCAGACGGCCACUAGAGAGAGCUGGAGCUCCUGUGCUGGGUGGAUGGGUUUGACCCUUUCUGACUGCUGCUUGAUACAUUCCAGUAACCCCUGAAGUUGAGAUUUGCUCACAAGCAGGUCAUUUUUAAGAGAUAAUCAUGCCACUUUCAGAGGGAAACCUGAUUUUUGUUGUUGUUGUUUUUCCUUCUUCCCCUGUUUUCGGGCACCUACAGUUGGAUAUGCCUCUGUGCUACUUUUAUCAAGACAGUGCCACUUUGCUUUUUUGCAUCCUGCUCAGUCAGGAGUCUCUUUGAAAUAAAA